UUCACUUCAAGCUGUAGCUGUUCUCCGCCACAACCCUCUUUCUUCUCCAUUUCUUUUAGUCUCUCAGAAACAAAGUUCAAGGAAUCCCAAAAACGUUUAACCAAAAAAAGAAAAAAGAAAAUACAAUCUUCUUGAUUCUGAGUAUAUGUUUCUUGUGUUUGCUUGUUGCUUGGUGUUUGGGUGCUGAUAAAAUGUAGGAAAGCAAAGGGAAAUAGGUUUCUCCUUAUUUUGGAUCUUGAUCUUAGAAAGCUAGGAGUAAGGAAGCCUCCCAAAAGGCCUGAGUUUGAAGUUCCUACAGAGGAGGUUCUGAAAAGUGCAGAAUUGAAGAAGAAGGAUUUUUCUUGUCAAAGAUGAGUUUAAUAUCGCAAAAUAUUCCCCCCAAAAGUAAAGCUAAAAAGACUAAAAGGGAGGAUAUCAAUGACCUCUCCUCCAUGCAAGGGAAUGAAGAUGCUCAAAACGAAUAUUUGGAUGUUUCAAGGAUGAAUAAGAAAAAGAAAAAGAAAGAACACAAUGAAGAGAAUGAGAAGCUAGUAAUUGAGCAAGAAAGAGAAAUGAAGAAGCUUGAAAACUCUUUGUUUGGAUCUCUAUAUUCCCCUGUUGAGUUCGGGAAGGAAGAUAAGGAAGAGAUUCAAGACAAGCUUGAGAAAGGUUCUACUUUAUUCAUAAUGGAUCGUUCUGCAAAUAGCAUGCUUUCUGUUCAUGAAGAGGAUGCAGAAUUAUCAGAAAUAAGCAAUGACGAGCUAGAAACUAAGCAAAGAAAACCAGUCUGGGUGGAUGAGGAAGAGGAUAAAACCGAAAUAAAUAUUGCUAAAGUUAAUAGAUUAAGGAAAUUGAGGAAGGAAGAGGAUGAGAGUUUGAUUUCAGGUUCAGACUAUGUGUUGAGACUGAGGGCUCAGCAUAUUAAGCUGAACCCUGGCACAGAGUGGGCCCAAUUUGAUUCAAGGUCAAGGAAUGAUACAUCUUUUGAUGAUGAAUCAUCGGAUGAAGAAAAUGGGGCAGUACUGUCCCAUAAUUACAAGAAUGUUGAAGCUGUUGAAGAUAUCCUUCAAACAAAUGAAAACCUAGUUGUGAGGAGCAGCACUAAGUUGUUGCCUGGACGUCUUGAAUAUUCAAGACUUGUAGAUGCAAAUGCAGAGGAUCCUUCAAAUGCUCCAAUAAAUUCAGUUCAGUUCCAUCGAAAUGCGCAGCUGCUACUAACUGCAGGAUUGGAUCGAAGACUUAGAUUUUUUCAGAUUGAUGGCAAACGGAAUACCAAGAUACAAAGUAUCUUCCUUGAUGAUUGCCCCAUUCGAAAGGCAUCUUUCUUGCCUGAUGGGUCUCAGGUUAUUGUAGCUGGAAGGAGAAAGUUCUUCUAUAGCUUUGAUUUAGUGAAAGCAAAAGUUGAUAAAAUUGGCCCCCUGGUUGGCAGGGAGGAGAAAAGCUUGGAAGUUUUUGAGGUUUCCCCUGAUUCAAGUACAAUUGCCUUUGUGGGAAAUGAAGGUUAUAUCUUGCUGGUUUCUACCAAAACAAAGGAACUGAUCGGGACACUAAAGAUGAAUGGAACAGCUCGUUCUUUAGCUUUUGCUGAUGAUGGUCAGCAAUUAUUGAGCUCUGGUGGUGAUGGCCAGGUCUACCAUUGGGACUUGAGAACAAGGGCUUGCUUCCAUAAGGCUGUUGAUGCAGGUUGCAUAAACAGUACUAGUCUUUCAACUUCCCCAAAUGGAAAAUUGUUUGCAGCUGGUUCAGACAGUGGGAUUGUGAAUGUUUACAACAGAGAGGAGUUCUUAGGGGGCAAGAGAAAGCCUAUCAAGACCAUAGAAAAUCUAACCACCAAAGUGGACUUUCUGAAAUUUAACAAUGAUGCUCAAAUAUUGGCUAUUUCAUCUAGCAUGAAGAAGAACAGCUUAAAGUUGAUACAUGUUCCAUCAUUUACGGUGUUCUCAAACUGGCCUCCCCUCAAGAAGUCCCUACAAUAUCCACUAUGUUUGGAUUUCAGUCCUGGUGGUGGUUUCAUGGCCAUGGGAAAUGCUGGUGGAAAAGUUUUGUUAUACAAGCUGCAUCAUUACAAUCAUGCUUAAAAAGGAAUGUGACAUUUCAUUCCCACAUAUCAGAAGCAUCAUUUGACUGAGGCCCAAAGAUGAUCUGAUUGUAGCAUCUCUUUUCUUUUCUGAGAUUACCGGUUGGUAAGAUUUCAUAUUGUUAGUGGAUAAAGUAAAGCCUUGAAUUCUCUUUUUAUUUGAUUUGGUUAAUUGCAGUAACUCUAGCUUCUACUAGUAGUUGGUGGCAGAAAAGCUUUCUGCAGAAAUUUUGCGCUAUGACGACUUGUUUUUGUUUUGUUGCACCAUUUUUUUAAAUGAAAAUUUGUGUUGCUUUUAA
Messenger RNA from Quercus robur (English oak), 2355 nucleotides. RefSeq names its product U3 small nucleolar RNA-associated protein 18 homolog. Gene Ontology annotation, molecular function: protein binding. Gene Ontology annotation, biological process: rRNA processing. Gene Ontology annotation, cellular component: small-subunit processome; Pwp2p-containing subcomplex of 90S preribosome. The record is from RefSeq and is a predicted model, not a curated record. The transcript is spliced from 3 exons. NCBI's taxonomy places the organism in Eukaryota, Viridiplantae, Streptophyta, Magnoliopsida, Fagales, Fagaceae. The coding region runs from base 351 to 2057 and encodes 568 amino acids.